Molecule: messenger RNA, 1591 nt
Organism: Glycine soja
Lineage: Eukaryota; Viridiplantae; Streptophyta; Magnoliopsida; Fabales; Fabaceae
Product: GATA transcription factor 5-like
Exons: 3
Coding region: 183-1241 (352 amino acids)
Biological process (GO): regulation of DNA-templated transcription
Molecular function (GO): zinc ion binding; sequence-specific DNA binding
Source: RefSeq, a predicted model, not a curated record
UUUAUGAGCAUGUACAGUUACGUAUAAAAAAAUACAAACGUAUUUAAAACGUAUAAAUACCGGAAAGAGAGUGGGAAAAAGUAAAUAAGGUAGGAGUGGGGAUAUCUAUAUAGAGAGAGAGAGGAAGAAACGGGAGCUUUUAGUAGUAGUAAUAAUCAAGUGACGCUUUCGCCCCUUAUUCAAUGCUUUACCAAACUCCCUAUCCUCAACCCUUUCAAUUUCAUCAUCCUUUGCCUUCUUCCUUCUCCCCUCUCCUUGCAGUUCCAACCACACCACCUCCUCUCUAUCUCCCUUUCCCUCAGGCCGAAAAAGAAAUGGAGUGCGUGGAGGCAGCGUUGAAGAGCAAUUAUAGGAAAGAAAUGACCUUAAAACUGAGCCCACAAACCUUCACGGAAGAGGUUAGUGUCCAAAACGGCACAACCUGCGACGACUUUUUCGUUAACGACCUCCUUGACUUCUCUCACGUCGAAGAAGAACCCGAACAACAAGAAGACACUCCUUGUGUCUCCCUUCAGCAUGAAAACCCAAGCCACGAGCCCUGUACUUUCAAAGACGAUUAUGCCUCUGUGCCCACUAGCGAGCUUAGCGUCUUGGCGGAUGACUUGGCGGACUUGGAGUGGCUGUCUCAUUUCGUGGAGGAUUCCUUCUCGGAAUUCUCUGCGGCCUUCCCCACCGUAACGGAGAACCCAACAGCAUGCCUUAAAGAGGCAGAGCCUGAACCGGAAAUCCCGGUUUUCUCUUUCAAAACCCCGGUUCAGACCAAAGCAAGAAGCAAGCGAACCAGAAACGGUCUUCGUGUUUGGCCAUUCGGUUCACCUUCCUUCACCGAUUCUUCCUCAAGCUCCACCACCUCUUCCUCUUCCUCUUCUUCACCCUCUAGCCCCUUGCUAAUUUACACCCAAAGCCUCGACCACCUGUGCUCCGAGCCAAAUACCAAAAAAAUGAAGAAAAAACCCUCUUCCGAUACCCUGGCGCCGCGAAGGUGCAGUCAUUGCGGCGUGCAGAAAACCCCUCAGUGGAGAACUGGGCCGCUAGGCCCAAAAACACUAUGCAACGCGUGUGGGGUCCGCUUCAAGUCGGGCCGGCUCUUACCCGAAUACAGGCCUGCUUGUAGCCCAACAUUUUCAAGUGAAUUUCACUCGAACCAUCAUCGUAAAGUGCUCGAGAUGCGGCAAAAGAAGGAGACAGUUUCUGUGGAUGAGACUGGUUUUGCCCCUGCUCAUGUUGUUCCCAGUUUCUGAUUCUUUUUAUUACAUAAGAAAAGAAAAGAAAAAAAAAAACUAGGUGCUGUAGUGAUUGAUUACUCAGAUUAGAGAAAGGUAGCGCAGACUUUAGACCCGGUUCAAUGGGACCCGAGUUAGUGUACAUUUUUUUCCCUUGUAUUGAGUGCGGUAUGUGUUAGCUUUUGUAACCCAUUAGGAGACUUUGAUAUGUAAUGCAAGUCCUUUUACCUUUUAUUUUUAUUUUUCAUUUUUAAUUUGAACAUAUUUAAUGUAAUGUAAUAAUGGGUAUGGGGUGGUUUGGGUUAGUGGUUUUACAAAUUGAAAUGAAACUGGGUGGCCGUUUAGAGGCAUGAACAUUGUGAACGAAA